This is a messenger RNA of Fopius arisanus, 1553 nucleotides long. It is a transcript of the gene L2HGDH, whose product is annotated as L-2-hydroxyglutarate dehydrogenase. NCBI's taxonomy places the organism in Eukaryota, Metazoa, Arthropoda, Insecta, Hymenoptera, Braconidae. Gene Ontology annotation, molecular function: (S)-2-hydroxyglutarate dehydrogenase activity. Bases 126 to 1463 code for a protein of 445 amino acids. The transcript has 9 exons. The record is from RefSeq and is a predicted model, not a curated record.
GAGACCAGUACCAUCUGAUCCAGUGAUCGAGUGACUCGAGUGCCCCAGGAAUUCCACAAAUUCCUCAUUGAAAUUCCCCGCGGCUUUCCAAUCCAUUCGGUGCAUCAGCCAGAUCCCCAUCGACGAUGGCUGGGAGUGUAAUGAGAUGUCUGAAUAAAAUUCAUUCGAACCCCAUCCCUGUGAUAUUCAGGAGUGCCAGCACCUCAAGUGCAGACUCGAGCGAAACUUUCGAUCUAGUUGUAGUUGGGGGUGGAAUAGUGGGUUGUGCAACGGCACGUGAGAUGUUGGAGAGGCACCCCCAGCUUAAAAUUGCAAUUGUAGAGAAGGAAAAUAAAUUGGCAAUGCAUCAGACAGGGCACAACAGUGGAGUGGUGCACGCAGGAAUUUAUUACACACCCGGAAGCAUGAAGGCGAAAAUGUGCGUCGAGGGCCUGAAAUUGUCUUACGAUUACUUUGGAAAGCAUAAUAUACCGUACAAGAAGGUGGGAAAGCUGAUUGUUGCUCAGACACCUGAACAGGUCAGCAGGAUCAAGGAUUUGUAUGAACGGGGACUGAAGAACGAGGUGCCAGGCCUGGAGAUGAUCGAGAAGAAUGAGAUUUCGAAAUUUGAGGAUAAAUGCAAGGGAGAAAAAGCAAUUUGGUCGCCAUCGACGGGGAUCGUGGACUGGGGAGAAGUCUGUCGUUUCUUCGCCUCGGAAUUUGAAAAAAUGGGUGGAAAAGUUAUUCUGAACAACGAAGUCACCGGCUUCAGAGAGAAUAACGAGUCCAAAGGGGGUCAAGGGCUCUCACCAAUAUCCGUUCUAUCAAAAAAAGGGGCCCUGCAAACAAAGUACGUUCUCACCUGCGCUGGUUUACACUCUGAUCGUCUCGCGGUGAUGACAGGCUGCGAUCUGAGCCCGAGAAUAGUCCCAUUCCGUGGUGAAUAUCUCCAACUCAACGAUAACAAAAAACACCUGUGCUCUACGAAUAUAUAUCCGGUGCCUGAUCCAAGAUUUCCAUUUCUGGGUGUUCACUUCACUCCGAGGAUGAAUGGAGACAUCUGGCUGGGGCCCAAUGCUGUCCUGGCAUUGGCGAGAGAGGGAUACAGGUGGACCGAUGUUAAUGUUAAAGACUGCAUCGAAAUGGCCAAGUUUCCAGGACUCUGGAAAUUGUGCUUCCGGUUCAUUCUCCCGGGAUUGAAGGAGGCUGGAAAAUCUAUUUUUUAUCCACUCGCCGUUAAGGAUCUUCAGAAAUUUAUCCCUGAGAUGACUUACAAGGAUGUCAAGAGAGGACCGGCAGGUGUACGAGCCCAAGCGAUGGACAAUGACGGUAAAUUGGUCGACGAUUUCGUAUUCGAUAGUGGCGUAGGUAGCCUAGGAGGCAGAGUAAUUCAUUGCAGAAAUGCUCCAUCACCUGCUGCCACCAGCAGCAUGGCAAUUGCCAAAUAUAUCUCCAACAAACUCGAGAAGGACUUCACAUUCUGAGACUUCUACCAGCGAAGUCCCAGGCUGCUGUCACGUGGAAAGCCAUAUUCGUCAAGACGACCAUGUACUCGAAGAAGGCAAACAUAGAAU